Messenger RNA from Morone saxatilis (striped sea-bass), 1892 nucleotides. It is a transcript of the gene adcyap1r1b, whose product is annotated as adenylate cyclase activating polypeptide 1b (pituitary) receptor type I. The transcript is spliced from 14 exons. Lineage: Eukaryota; Metazoa; Chordata; Actinopteri; Moronidae. Gene Ontology annotation, biological process: cell surface receptor signaling pathway; adenylate cyclase-modulating G protein-coupled receptor signaling pathway. Gene Ontology annotation, cellular component: neuron projection; plasma membrane. The record is from RefSeq and is a predicted model, not a curated record. Bases 406 to 1752 code for a protein of 448 amino acids. Gene Ontology annotation, molecular function: G protein-coupled peptide receptor activity; peptide hormone binding; vasoactive intestinal polypeptide receptor activity.
GCAGCCAUCCGCAGGCGGCACAAUUGCUCGAAAUCUCCUCAGUGAUAACUCAGCCCUUAUCGCGCGCUGGGAGGAAAUCUGAAUUCAUUUCCCCAAAAGACGACCGUGUCGCAUUUUUGUGCCGGUUUCAGGACAAAAAGCCCCACAACAUUUUGUCCGAACUGGAAGUUGUGUUUGCUGGAGCCACCGGGGAGCCUUGUACCUCCACAGUCCCGGGAGGGUUGAUUCGUCCUCCUGCGGAGCGCACAGCAUUUCAUCCGCCAAGAGGAUCCACCGGAGGAUCCACACCGCGGGAGUUGCAUUUGGAGAAUAUCGAUGCAAUGAUCCCAAGGUGAGCUGAGGUCCUGUUGUGUCCGUCUGUGAGAGCUGAGUAUUCAGAGGAAACUCCUGACUGAGAAACACAAAAUGUCUGCUGCUAAUAUCAGCCCGCUGAUCCUCGCCAUCCUCCUCCUCGCACCCUCAGUUUCGAGCCAACAGGUCCCCACUAACUGUGUGAUCCAGAGGGAGGAGGAGAAAUGCAUGGAGAUGAUGGCCUCGGAUGAUCCUGGGAACGAUCCAGAAUUUGGCUGUCCCUGGAUGUGGGACAACCUGACAUGUUGGCAGCCUGCCAGGAUCGGUGAGGUGGUCGAAGUCAACUGUCCCGAACUCUUCUCUCAGUUCAUGAGCGAAGAAGACUACGAGCUGGGGAAGUUGAGUCGGAACUGUACCGAGUUUGGCUGGUCAGCGACCUUCCCUCAUUACAUCGACGCCUGCCUGUACGAGGAGGGAAACAGCAGCCGUUCGGACAUGUACUUUGUGUCAGUGAAGGCUCUGUACACUGUGGGCUACAGCACCUCUCUGGUCUCCCUCACCAUGGCCAUGGUCAUCCUAUGCAGGUUCAGGAAGCUGCACUGCACCAGGAACUUCAUCCACAUGAACCUGUUUGUGUCGUUCAUCUUGAGAGCUAUUUCAGUCUUCAUCAAAGACGGCGUGCUGUACGCCAAAGAGGACAGCGAGCACUGCUUCAUACACACUCUGGAGUGUCGAGCAGUGAUGAUAUUCUUCCAUUACUGCGUCCUUUCUAACUACUUCUGGCUCUUCAUCGAGGGUCUUUACCUCUUCACUUUACUGGUGGAGACCUUCUUCCCUGAAAAGAGAUACUUCUACUGGUACAUCAUCAUUGGCUGGGGAACCCCCACAGUGUGUGUGACCAUCUGGGCGGUGCUGAAGCUACACUUUGAUGAUAUCGGGUGCUGGGACAUGAAUGACAACGCUGCCAUCUGGUGGGUGAUAAAGGGACCUGUGCUGGCUUCAAUUAUGAUCAACUUUGUGCUCUUCAUUGGCAUCAUCAUCAUCCUCGUCCAGAAGUUACAGUCCCCAGAUAUCGGUGGAAAUGAAUCCAGUAUUUACCUAAGGUUGGCCCGCUCCACUCUGCUACUGAUCCCUCUGUUUGGGAUCCACUACACUGUGUUUGCCUUCUCCCCUGAGAACGUCAGCAAGAGAGAGCGGCUGGUGUUUGAACUCGGCCUCGGAUCCUUUCAGGGCUUUGUGGUGGCCGUCCUCUACUGCUUCCUGAAUGGAGAGGUGCAAUCGGAGAUCAAGAGGAAAUGGCGCAGCUGGACGGUGAACAGGUACUUUGCUGUGGACCUGAAGCACCGGCAUCCUUCGCUGGCGAGCAGUGGGGUGAACGGGGGCACGCAGCUGUCCAUCCUCAGCAAGAGCAGCUCGCAGAUCCGCAUGUCCAGCCUGCAGGCCGAGACGCCGGCCACCUGAGCGGCACCGGCGGGGACGCCACGUCCGGCAACGACGCCGCCUCCGGACCUGACGCCGCCAAACCUGCCACGCCCACCCUCGUCCCGAUGACCAGCCUCACCAACCCGUUCCUCAACCCGUACCCCAACCCAUACUCAGAC